AGAGCAUUAGUUGGCGUGAGAGCGCUCCUCCAAUGACCAGCUAAGAACGCCCCACUGCUCCGUUUCACACCGCGGGGGUGGGGAGCUCAGAAGUUUGUAUUAGGCCUCGGUAAAACAUGGGAUUCGAGCUGGACCGCUUCAAUGGAACAGUAGACCCGGAUUUUAAAUGUAAUUUGUGCAACAAAGUUCUGGAGGACCCGCUGACGACUCCUUGCGGCCACGUCUUCUGCUCCGGCUGCGUGGUGCCUUGGGUCGUCCGGCAGAGCAGCUGCCCCGUCAAAUGCCAGCAGAUUUCCACCAAAGAACUAAACCACGUCCUGCCGCUUAAAAACCUCAUCCUGAAGCUGGAGAUCAAAUGUGACAACCAUGCGAGGGGGUGCGAGGCAGUGGUGAAGCUGCAGCAUCUGGCCGAACACGCCGGGAUGUGUGACUACUCUCCGGCCAAGUGCGGCAAUAAAGGAUGCAACGCGGUGCUCAGCCUGCGGGACAUGGACGCUCACAUGCGGGAGACGUGCGACUUUCGACCGGUGGGGCUCUGCGAGAGCGGCUGCGGCUUGACGCUCACGCAUAAAGAGCAGCAAUUAAGCAACCACUGCUGCGUGGGAGCCCUGAAGGCGCACAACAGCGCGCUGCAGUACAAAAUGAUGUGCCUGGAUAGAGAGUUCAAGAAGCAGACUAUCGAAGCCAACAAGAGGGAAAAGGCACUUCUGGCGCAACUUUCCGCCGCUCACAGCGAGCUUCAGAUGACAGCAGUCAAAUACCAGAAAAAAUUCAGCGAGUACAGCGAGAGGAUCGACUCCCUCACCAGAACUGUGACUUUCUCCUGCAAGGAAGGCGAGACUAAAAGUGUGAGAGUUGUCCUUCUUCGCGAGGGCGGAUCUCUGGGGUUUAACAUCAUGGGCGGAAGGCCAUGCGCGGAUGACAAUGACAGCACUUUGAAUGAGGGGAUCUUUGUGUCAAAAAUCAUUGAAGACGGACCAGCCGACAAUGAGGACGGCCUUCAACUUCACGACCGGAUUAUAGAGGUGAAUGGCAAAGACCUAUCCAAAGCAACUCACGAUCAGGCAGUGGAAGCCUUCCGUACCGCCAAGGAUCCCAUCAUGGUGCAGGUUUUGCGCCGGGCGCCACUGCCCAAAGUGGUCACCCCAACCAGUGACACCCAGCUGUCCGAUAUCAGCACCCAAACAGAAAUCACCCUCCAGCACAUUAUGCCUCUUGCCAAGCUGCCGCCACCCUCGCCCUCCAUGACGGUGCUUGAGGAGUACCUGCUUCCAGAGGAGCAUCCUCCUGGGCACGAAUACUUUGACCCCAACGAUUUCCUGGAUGGCAUCAAUCAGGACAUAGAACGUGAAGAGCUGGAAUACGAGGAGGUGGAUCUGUACAGAGCCAACAUCCAAGACAAGCUCGGCCUGACCAUCUGUUACCGGACUGAUGAUGAGGAUGAAGCGGGGAUCUACAUUAGCGAGAUCGACCCAAACAGCAUUGCCGCUAAAGAUGGCCGAAUUAGAGAAGGUGAUAAAAUUGUCCAGAUUAAUGGCAUCGAGAUACAAAACCGUGAAGAUGCAGUUAUGCUGCUGACCAGUGAAGGAAACCACAACAUCUCCCUCCUGCUGGCCAGACCAGAGAUUCAGCUGGAUGAGGGUUGGAUGGAUGAUGACAGGAAUGACUUCCUCGAUGACCUCCACAUGGAUAUGCUGGAGCAGCAGCACCAUCAGGCGAUGCAGUUCACCGCCAGCAUGCUGCAGCAGAAGAAGCACGAGGAGGACGGAGGAACCACCGACACGGCCACCCUUCUCUCCAAUCACCACGAAAAGGACAGCGGAGUCGGUCGCACCGACGAGAGCACACGCAACGAUGAGAGUUCCGAGCAGGAGAACCUCGCCGACGACCAGACCACAUCCUCCAACACCCUGAGCAGCUACAGAAAACUGACCUACAGCCAGGACACCCUCGGGAGCGCCGACCUCCCCUUCAGCGGCGAGUCGUUCAUCUCCGCAGACUACGCCGACGCCGACUUUCUCGGCAUCCCGGCGGACGAAUGCGAGCGCUUCAGAGAACUCCUGGAGCUCAAGUGCCAAAUGAGGAACGGUGGAAUUCAGAGCCUGUACUGCCAAGGUGGUGGCGGAGCAGAGGGUCAAGACCAGGAGGUCGUGGACAAAGAUCUUGAGCUGCUCAAUGAGGAGCUGCGUAACAUCGAGCUGGAGUGCCUUAAUAUCGUCCGUGCCCACAAGAUGCAGCAGCUCAGGGAGCAGUGCCGUGAAUCCUGGAUGCUCCACAACAGCGGCUUCCGCAACUACAACACCAGCAUCGACGCACGCCGCCAUGAGCUCUCAGAUAUCACGGAGAUGCCGGAAAAGUCGGACAAAGAUAGCUCCAGUGCCUACAACACCGGCGAAAGCUGCCGUAGUACGCCUCUGACUUUGGAGCUGUCUCCGGACAACUCUUUGCGUCGUGGGGCGGAGAACCAGGGUCCGGCUGGACCUUCUGGCUCCACCGGCAGGCUGAUCAAAUCCCUCCUGUCCCCAGUCCAGGAAGCUUGUGGAUCCGGUCGUAGCAAAGCCGUUUCAAAGGAUGCAGAUUCUCCGCAGGGAGAAAGUAAGGACAAGAAACUGGUAGAGUCCGGAAAAACAGGGCGGAGCUUAGCUCAUCCACGUUCUCCUUACAAGCACGCCCACAUCCCCGCCCACGCCCAGCACUACCAGAGUUACAUGCAGCUGAUCCAGCAGAAAUCCGCCGUAGAGUACGCCCAGAGCCAGAUGAGCCUAGUCAGCAUGUGCCGGGACCCCACGACCCCCAACGACCUGGUCCCCAAGAUGGAGUGGAAGGUGAAGAUCCGAAGCGACGGCACCCGUUACAUCACCAAGCGGCCGGUUCGUGACAAGCUUCUGAGGGAGCGCGCCCUCCGUAUACACGAGGAGCGCAGCGGCAUGACCACAGACGACGACGCCAUCAGCGAGCUGAAGAUGGGCCGUUACUGGAGCAAGGAGGAGCGGAAGCAGCACGCCGUCCGCUCCAAGGAGCAGAGGCAACGCCGCGAGUUCAUGAAGCAAAGUCGAGCCGAUUGUCUCAAAGAGCAGGUCAGCGUGGAGGACAAAAAAGAACCCAACAUCAUCGAACUCAGCCACAAAAAGAUGAUGAAAAAGAGAAAUAAGAAAAUAUUUGACAACUGGAUGACCAUCCAGGAACUGCUGACCCACGGUACCAAGUCGCCAGACGGUACUAAGGUCUACACCUCGCUCUUGUCUGUGACCACGGUCUGAGUCCGGCUCUCAGGGGGGGCCGACUGGAGGGUGAAGAAGUGUAAAUAGGACGCUACCGCAAAUCUGCUUUCUUCAAUGUGGAAAAAUGUAAAUAAGAAAUAAGGAAAGACUUUUAUGGAAAGUUUCCACUGCUUUGGGGAAAAGAAUGAUGUUUUUAUUUGACUGGAUAUGCUUUUUGGGGGGGUGAUUGGAGGCGACCUUUACCAAAUGAAUAACUUUUCUACUUUUCUGCUUGCUCUUUUGGAUAAUAAACAUACUUUUUUAUUGGAAGUAUGAAAGAAGUGCCACAUGUAAACAGCCAGCAUUACACUAUCUUACAUUAUUUUGUUACUAUAUUGUAUAUCUUUUAUCAGUAUUUUUCUGCUUUGCAUACUUUUUGGAAGACAAUAGUGGAAGCGAUCCUUUUCAAAAGGACUUUUGUAAAUAAGUACAUGUUUGCUGCAAAUACAUGUUUGAAAGGAAAACUGCACUUUGGGGGGAAUAUCGCCCAUCAUCCACAAUCUUUUUAUUGUCUGUCUGUUCUAAAGAUAUAAAAACUGAUAAAAUCGCCUAUAAUGGCUGUUAUUAAAACACCGCCAACCCCCCCGUAGCAAAGUUUUAUGGUUUUAUAAACAUGCUGAGACAAUGUAGUACAACGUAGGUAAGUUUCAGCAAAAUAUCAGGUUUCUGUGAAAAGAAAAUUUUUUUUUUCACUUCGACACAAAUGUAGCGAUAUAUAUAUUCAUCCAAAAUAUCCAAACAACUCUGCCACAACAUAACGCAAAAAAAAUUAUGUUUUACUUUAAGAUAAUUAAUUUACAAUUUACACAUUUAGAACUGAAUUAUGUGUAUUUUCCGUCAAUGCAUUGAAGAAAAAAUGUAUAAAUUUGGUAGCAAAUGAGUUAAUAUGCAGGUCAUAUUGUAUGUAAAUUUAAAGUUUUUUAGUUUUUUUUUUCCAGAAGGCUUUAUAGUUGGAAUGUGUGCAUCCCAUUACAUGCAUUCUUAGCUGCCUCUUUUAUCUGUUUGUGUAGCUUUAGAACAUGCAGAAAAGUGAAAAACAUAUAUUUGUGUCUCAUAUUAAGAGUGUGGAUGAUGGGCAAUUUUUUUUUUAAGUGCAGUUUUACUUGAACUUUCAUUUCCCUUAAACGGUGCUGAGUCCCAAAGUUAAUACCAACAGCGAUGUACCAGCUGUUACAUAAUGUAGAGAUCGUCAAAGUGUAUGUGCCUACGUUUAGGAAAAAAAAGGCAUUUCUUUGUGUUUAAGCACACUUUAUAGUCACUUUUUCUUUCUUAGGCCUUCAUGUAUUGAAGAGAAUAACAUCCUAAUAAAUCCUUAGUUAGACAUAAUUUGACAUCCUGGAAAAUGGCAGAAAUAAAUUAUUGUUUUAUAUAUGAUGAGCAUGUUUGUUGGAAUUGUUUGUUAUAAUUGUGGAGUAUAUUUAGUGCUAGUCAAGAAAGCCUAACUCAGAAUAAACACGUCCCAAAAGGUAUUAAACGGCCUGUGCCAAAUAUAGAAUAACAUAACAUUGCCAUUAUUUGGUGUCUAAUGAAAUAAAAA
Molecule: messenger RNA, 4797 nt
Organism: Doryrhamphus excisus (bluestripe pipefish)
Lineage: Eukaryota; Metazoa; Chordata; Actinopteri; Syngnathiformes; Syngnathidae
Gene: pdzrn3b
Product: PDZ domain containing RING finger 3b
Biological process (GO): protein ubiquitination; neuromuscular junction development
Molecular function (GO): ubiquitin protein ligase activity; protein binding
Source: RefSeq, a predicted model, not a curated record